Messenger RNA from Botrytis cinerea B05.10, 2152 nucleotides. RefSeq lists its product as hypothetical. Lineage: Eukaryota; Fungi; Ascomycota; Leotiomycetes; Helotiales; Sclerotiniaceae. The coding region runs from base 525 to 2000 and encodes 491 amino acids. Gene Ontology annotation, cellular component: fungal-type vacuole membrane. Gene Ontology annotation, biological process: transmembrane transport. The record is from RefSeq and is a predicted model, not a curated record. Gene Ontology annotation, molecular function: transmembrane transporter activity. The transcript has 4 exons.
GUAACCACCCACCUACCCACCCUUUCAAAUCCCGUUAAAGAUUCCCAAGACCUCCAAGUUACAUUAACGUUAUAGAAAUCCAGAUCGACUUUUUCUUCUCUUCCAUUCCAUUCUGUGCAAUCAAUUGCUCCAAAACUACAUCGUUAAUUCUAUUCACGUAUUGACACACCUCACUCCUACAUCCAAGUUACAAUCGCAUCGUCCGAGCUUCAAUUUUCAUUCCCAUCCCAUAUUUUCUUCCAGACUUUCUCGGUGUGGAGGAAGGAUCCACUUUAUCAACCUAUCUAUCUAUCUGUCUAUCUGUCUAUCAAUCCAUCAUUUUUUUAUCUAUGACUCCUUCAUGUGAAUGAUUCAGAGAAUGAUUUUUUUUCUCUCCCGGAGGAUUCCAAUUUUUACAUAGUUUUUCCAUAUAAAACCAGGACUCUGUUAAACCGCUGGCUGUAUUUCAAAAUAUUAUAUCAAGCUCGUCAUAUCAUAUUAUACCAUACCGUAUAUCAAAUCUCUAAUUGGAGUCGCAAUCCAAAAUGGCGAGUCCCAAUCCCAAUUCCAAUCCUAUAAAUACAGAAACCUCCAUCGAAGACUCCUACACCACCUAUCCCACCUAUCCAUACAUCCCAUCCGGUCCAACACACAACUCCAAUCCCGACAAAGAAAUCUGCAUCUCACCCCAUCAUCCCGAUCUCUCAGAUCCCGACCUGACAACUGGCUCCGAGGAAAAAGAUGGAGUAUUUGAAGAAACACUAGCGCGGAGAACUCGAACCAAUGGAACGCAAGUGACAACCGCGAGCUGGAGAGCUCUGGGGCCGCCGCCAGAUGGAGGAAUGAAAGCUUGGGUGCAAGUUAUCCUCAGUCAUCUUGUCAUCAUGAACACAUGGGGUUUCAUAAACUCCUUCGGCGUCUUCCAAACCUACUACGUCACCACCCUCAAACGCCCGGCCUCCGAUAUCUCUUGGAUCGGCUCCAUGCAAAUCUUCCUCCUCUUUUUCGUCGGUACCUUCACUGGUCGUCUUACCGACGCGGGAUAUUUCCGCUCCGUAUUCCUCAUCGGCACUAUAAUCGGUCUCCUUGGAAUUUUCAUGACCUCCAUCUCCACGACGUAUUGGCAAGUAUUUCUGGCGCAGGGAAUCUGUAUGGGUCUCGGUAACGGUUGUUUAUUUUGUCCUGCUCUUGCAACUCUCAGUACGUAUUUUAGUACCAAGAAGAGUUUGGUGAUAGGGAUUGCGGCUGCGGGAAGUGCAACAGGUGGUGUGAUUUUUCCAAUCAUGGUGCAACAGUUGUUGCCCAAAAUUGGAUAUGGGUGGACGAUGAGAUCGCUGGGUCUUAUUCAAUUAGUGUGUCUUGGAGUUUGUAAUAUUGGGAUUAAGCAGAGAGUUCCCGCGAGGAAGAGCGGUGCUCUGAUAGACUAUCCUUCAUUCAAAGACGCUCCAUAUGUGCUAUUCGCAAUUGGAAUGUUCUUCAACUUUUGGGGCUUGUAUUUUGGCUUCUAUUACCUUGGAGCGUACGCGAGAUCAAUCAUCGGAUUGCCACUUGCAGAAUCGAUCAAUAUAAUAAUCAUCCUCAAUGCUGUAGGAGUAGUAGGUCGCGUCCUGCCAAAUCACCUCGCAGAUCGAGUAUUUGGACCCCUGAAUACACUCAUUCCAAUAGCAGUCAUAGACAGCCUUCUUUGCUUUUGCUGGAUUGCCGUAUCAUCAAGAGGUGGUUUAUAUGCAUGGGCGGUCAUGUAUGGAAUCUUUGCAGCAGGUAUUCAAGGACUCUUUCCAGCCACUCUGAGUAGUCUCACCACGGAUUUGAGGAAAGCCGGCGUUAGGAUGGGAAUGGUAUUCACCGUUGUAAGUUUUGCUGUCUUGACAGGUCCUCCUAUCGGAGGAGUCUUAAUUCAAAAGAAAAACGGGGGAUACGAAUACGCGCAAAUCUUUGCCGCUGUUGACUUGCUCGUCGGGACUGCUUUCCUGAUAAUGGCAAGGUUAGCUAAAUCCAAGAAGUUGUUUACUAAGAUGUGAGAAGGGUUGAGGUCCAAGCUACCCUGAUUUUAUGAUUGCGGCUAUUAGUCUGUCUCAUUGUACCAUUAGAUUAGAUAAAUACGAGUACCGGGGCGUUUGUUGUCGGAUGUUUCCGGUAGUUUAAUGAUACCCGCGCUGCGCUCGUUGAACAC